Messenger RNA from Lodderomyces pseudojiufengensis, 1692 nucleotides. RefSeq lists its product as uncharacterized. NCBI's taxonomy places the organism in Eukaryota, Fungi, Ascomycota, Pichiomycetes, Serinales, Debaryomycetaceae. The transcript has a single exon. Bases 1 to 1692 code for a protein of 563 amino acids. The record is from RefSeq and is a predicted model, not a curated record.
AUGUUUAAAUACAAUGAUAUAUACUCCAUCAUCAUUCUACUUUUCUCCAUAUCAUCAUACGCAUAUGCAUUACUAGAUCCACCAACAAUAGCAACAAAUGAAAGAGGUCUAGUAUGUAGUCCAGUUCAAUUAAAUCCAAAAAAUCCAUUAAAAUCAUACAUAAAACUAAGAACCUCAAGUUUAAGAGAACCUGAAAUUAAGGAUAAGUUAAAAAUUGAAGCUUUGAUUUUUCAUUAUCCUGAUAUUGUUAAUUUUACUUCAAUCCCAACUUUGGAAGAAUAUACUACGCUAUAUCCAAAAGAUAAAGAAUCAUUAUAUAAAAAAAUGUUAACUGAUGAUGAUAAAUUUGAUUUAACUGCUGAAUCAGGAUUUGAAGUUGAUAAAUCGAAAAUUUAUGAAGGUGAUUUAACUACAACUACAGAAGAUAUUAUUUAUCAAAUUCCACAAUCAGGAAUUUAUUGUGUUUAUAUUGCUCCAAUAUUUAAAAAUAAACAAGAUGAAAAAUUAUCUUUGAAUUUCAAAGUUCCUAUUGUGUUUAAGAAUUAUUAUGGUAAUUUAGCUUAUCCAAUUUAUUUAGUAUAUUCACAAUUGAAAUAUACUAUUGUUGUAUCAAUAAUUAUGUUUAUCGUUUUGUUUAAUUAUAUUUUGAGAUUUAAAAUUGGGGAAAAUUUCAAGAAUUUGAAUUCAAUUUCAGUUAUUUCUAAAGGUGUCUUGUUUUUAAUUUUGGCACCUUUUAUUGUCAUAUGUAUUUACAAUGGGUUCGUGUUUUGGUUAAUCAAUUCAUUUUUAGAAACUGAUGAAAAAUCAUUUAUUAUUACGGUGUUAUUGUUCAUCAGUGAGACGGCAGAAUUUAUUUACUCAAAUUUCAGAAGUUAUAUCGUUUUACUAUUUUCCAUGGGAUUUGGUGUAAUAUAUUAUUACAAUGGUAAUUCACAAAAUUAUAGACUUUUCCCACAAGAUAGUUUUAGAAAAAUCACUGCUUUAUUAUUUUUUAAUAUAGGGUUAGUAAUUUUUACUAACUUGUUAAAUUAUUUGUUUCCAACAACAAAGAAUGAAAUUUUUGGAAUGUUCGCUAACGUAGGAUCGAGCUCAACCACAUUACCAUUCAAUGGAAAAGACAAAAAAACAAAUUUCAUGUUAUUAUUAAAUACAUUAGUGUCAUUAUUUCAAUUGUGUUGGUUUAUUUUAUCAAUCGUUUUCUAUUUUAAAACCAAAAAAACAAUUGCUACUUUUCCUUCAUCAUCAGAUUUUGAUUCUAAUGCAAAAGUAACUUCAGCAUUCAAUAAAUCAUUCUUUGUGAUUAUGAUUUUACCAAUAAUAACAGCUAUAGUUGGAGCUUCAAUUUCAGGAUAUUUUGCUGUACAAAAUUUCGAUAAAUUUCCAGAUUUUCCUCAGAAUACUAAUAGAGAACCAGUGUAUCAAAGUGCUAUUACUGUAAUGAUUUUAGAAAAUGCAUUGGGUAAAUUUAUAAUGCCUUUGGUAUAUUCAGGCUUAUUUUACUUCUUUUGUUUAAUUUUAUCAAUUUUCUUCAUUUGGAUUAAAGAUAAUAAUGGAUUGAUAUAUUGUGAAGAUGAUCCUGUUGCUUACGCUGAUGUAUCUAAUUUCAAUAUCUCAGAUGAUGAAGAUUAUCGUGAUAGUCCUAAUACUGAUGAAAAUGAGACUCAAGAUGAAGAAGAACAUGGUAGAGUUUAG